Fonticula alba is the source of this 689-nucleotide messenger RNA. RefSeq lists its product as hypothetical. The record is from RefSeq and is a predicted model, not a curated record. The transcript has 2 exons. Lineage: Eukaryota; Rotosphaerida; Fonticulaceae. Bases 101 to 580 code for a protein of 159 amino acids.
CCCCCCCGUGCCUCCCCUUCUCCUUUUUUCCUUGCCUCUCCAACUCCGGGGAAAAGUCGCACGGCCCCCUGCUUUGCAUGCCUGUGUGGUGAAGUAAGCCAUGGAUCAGGAGCCAUACUUGCCGAAGGGCGAUUUCUAUGUCACUUCAGCCUGCCGCCACCUUUUGGGCGCAUUCGUCGGGCACUUUCACGACCAUGGAAUUGCCCAGCAAUCGCUGCCUGCUGAGGCAGCCAUGCUGAGCCGGAGCUCUCUCUCCCGCCCGGUGGACUGUUUGUCGGUGAUCGGUGUCCAGCCUGCAUCCAGCACACUUCUGUCGACCGAUCUCUCCGAGACCGAGGCCCUGGCCCAUACAGAUUGUUGGCUGGAACACCUCCCAGCAUAUCAGUGCGACACGCGCGACACGUCCAGCUGUACGGUCAUCUGGCGGCAUUUUGUCCGCUGUGCCAGUCCGAUUAUGACAGCCAAUGGGAGAACCCCCCUCCUGCGAAUGGUCCAAUUGGCCAAUCCUCCGGCUGACUGGGUUCCCCCAGCUGAUGAGAUUGUCAUCGACCAUAUGGACCCAUCGAAGGCCAGUGGCUGACGGCUCCGUGUACCUGCUCUCGUCACAGUGUUCAAGAUGGCGUGGCCUCCAGCGAGCUUACAUGAAAAUAAUAGACGGCCUUGGGGGUUACCUUAGCUCCACUUACAAC